This is a messenger RNA of Xenopus laevis (African clawed frog), 7959 nucleotides long. It is a transcript of the gene setx.L, whose product is annotated as senataxin L homeolog. The transcript has 25 exons. The coding region runs from base 233 to 7798 and encodes 2521 amino acids. NCBI's taxonomy places the organism in Eukaryota, Metazoa, Chordata, Amphibia, Anura, Pipidae. Gene Ontology annotation, molecular function: helicase activity; transcription termination site sequence-specific DNA binding. Gene Ontology annotation, biological process: termination of RNA polymerase II transcription. Gene Ontology annotation, cellular component: nuclear body. The record is from RefSeq and is a predicted model, not a curated record.
UGGAACGUCAUUUCCACGAGGGCGGGGCUUGCAGGGGCAAAGAGGAGCGAGGGAAACAGCCGAAUAAAGAAGUUGGGCGAAUCCCCGGUCUGAGUGAGCGCACUAGGCCGCAAGGGAAGCUGAGACUGGGAAAGUGGCGGCGAAUGGAAUGGCGGGAGGAGGCUGACAGGGAGCAUAAGGCGGACACGGGCUCGGGGCAAGCCUUUUCUCUGUCCUGCAUGCUAACAGGAGAAUGAGCACUUGUCGCUGGUGCACGCCUGGUGGUGCCCUCACCACUGAACUUCUCAAGAAGUAUGCCACAAAGGAGCUGCCCAAUGAGGAUAUUGUUGGGGCCAAUGAGGACCUCUGCUACUGCAUGCAGUGUGUGGGGGAGUACCAUCGUGUCCGAGAUGAGGUCCCACUCCUUCACAAGGCCCUUUGGCAGAUGGAAACGGCACGCCUCAUUAUACAGCUGGAAAAGUCGAUGCAAGAGGAGAUAGAAGAAGACGAUGAGCUCUUUUUAGUGGAAGAAGAUGGAGAGAAGCAGCUUUUUGGGUACACAGGCCCUAAUUUUGAAAGCAACCUACGGGUGCCGCUUUUGGAAAUCCUCAAGUACCCCUACUUGCUUCUGAAUAAACAUGUCACUGAGCUCUGCACUGAAGCUUUGUGUAAGAUGGAACACGCUAACAACCCCUUUCAAGUGUACGAAAAGCUUCCUGGUGUUUACCUGCUGCUGGUGCAUCCCAACGAGGCUGUCCGUCGUUGGGCUAUUAUGACUGCUAGGACGCAAGGCAAAGUUGACCGCGAUGACUAUUAUGACCUGAAGGAGGUUUUCACGUGCCUGUUUAAGGUCAUCGAACUCGGCCUCUUUGAGAAUCCAGAUAUCUAUGGAAAUUCGGAAGUCGAAGAAGGAAAGUUAAUCCUUUUACCCUCGCACUUGUAUGACAUCUCCAACUAUAAAAAUUACUGGCUGGGUAUCUGCAUGUUACUGACUGUCCUUGAAGAACAGGCUAUGGAUUCCUUGCUCCUGUCUCAUGACAAACAGAACGAUUUCAUGCAAUCCAUACUUCACGUCAUGGAGAAGAAUACUGAAGAUGAAAACGCUAAUCCAUUCUGGCCUGCCCUGCACUGUUUCAUGAUCAUCCUCGAUCGUCUGGGAUCCAAAGUGUGGGGGCAGCUGAUUGAUCCCAUCCAGGCCUUCCAAACCAUCAUUUCAAGCCCCAGUUACACCAGUGAGAUUGAAACUAUUCGGAACAGCUACAGCAGACCGACCAAAAUGGAACCGCAUAAUGAUGACAAUGACCUGGACAUUUCGUGCAGCCAGAUGGUAUACAGUUUCAAAACUGAAAAACCAAAUAAGGACACUGGAUGGAAGAAGGCUAUAAGUCCCGAUUACUGUCCCAACAUGUAUGAAGAAAUGCAGAGCCUUGCAAAUGUCCUGCAGUCCGAAAUAGGCCAAGAUAUGCGAGUCCACGACAGCACCUUUUUGUGGUUUCUUCCCUACGUUCAGUCUGUGAUGGACCUCAAGGAUCUGGGGGUGCCGUAUAUCAUCGAGGUCAUCCAUCAUCUUUAUUUUGAAAUCAAGGAUGUCCUUAAUCAGCGAGUCCAGCAAUGCGACAAAGUUACAGAGCUGUUCGUUCUAGUUUUGGUAUCUAUCAUUGAGCUGCACAGAAAUAAAAAGUGCCUUUAUUUACUUUGGGUCAGCUGUCAUAAAUGGGUCGAAGCCUUGGUGAGAUGCUCUCUGCUUCCUGUCAAAGACGUUCAAGCCAAAAGCAAUUCAAAAAUGGCCUAUGGGAUCACCUGCUCCCCGACACAAUCUUCCUCAUCUGUUCAGCACUCUUGUCUGCAGUUGAUACGAAGCAUCUUGCGGGAAGGCUGCCAGCUUGGGCAGCAAACGACUUGCAUGCAAUACCUGGACAAACUGAAUCUCGUUCUUAGGGGAAAUAUGUCACGAACCCUUGAACUCAACAGCAACGAGGUUCGCGAUUUGCAAGCGUGUUUGCGGCAAAUUGUAAAAAUCAUUAAAGACAAGGCUUCUGCUGCUCCGAGUUCUACUUUGGAGCAGAACACAAAUAGGAUUGAAUUUGUCCCUUUCAUUAAAAGUGAAAGUGUUGAUGAUGAUGAGUACUGGGACAGAGCAUGCAGUUCUUUAGAGAAACCAUCUCCUGCAACGAGUCCUACCGAGGGCUUCGAUGGAGCAUGUUGGCUUACUGUUAAAAGGGAACCAGAGGAAGAUAAGUGUUCAGAGUCGGAGUUAAAUUACUGCAAGCCUACCAGUAGCACUGUAGCUGUGGGAAUUAAAAAGGAAUCUAUAAUACAGUCCGAACCCGCACCCCCUGCCCUAACUGGGGAGCAGCAGAACCGAAAACCCAAACAGAAUCUGAGUGAACUGAAAUCAAAGUUGUCCAAAGUACUACAGAAAUCUUCAUUCAAAAGGCAAAAUUCACUUCCGGAAAACAUAAACCAAAAGGACGAGGUCGAGAAGCAGGUUCCCCUCGAAUCCAGCGAAAAAUGUAUACCGUCUACUAAACCGGUUAAGUCAGAGCCUCAUGACUCUUUGUUUAAACCACCCUCUUGCAAUAGUAGUUAUAGUUGCAGUAGUAGCAACAUUGCAGUGACUAAACAGCUCCAACGUCUUUCCUUAGAAAACCGGGAUCCAGAGGUCAAAACGGUUUCAGUGAAAACGGAAGCUCCGCUAGAGGACAGACAAGCACCCCUAGAAAACCAAAUAUCAGUAGUAAACAGCUGUGAAAAACGUAGCUCAGAACCUGCAUCGGAGCACUGUGAAACAUCUAGUCCAGAUGACGACGAUAACCUUCCUCUAUUUGUGCUCCGUAAAAAGCUUUUACAGAAAAACAAGACACAACUCACAGAUUCGCAAGUGGAUCGAGACCUUGAUGCCUUAUCCAUGGCAGCGCAGGCAAAGUCUAUGAACUUUCAUCUUGACUCCAGCCAAGAUAGUGUCAUUUCACAAGACCAAUGUCAGAUUCAGAGGAAAGUUAAGGGGACUGCCAGAUCUCCACAUAUUGAUAGCUCAUCGUCUGAUACAGAUAUAUCCUCCGAUCAUAUCAUUACUAUCUCUGAUUCAGAAGAUGAAGAAAGUCCAAACAUCGCUACCAUUAAGUCUGAGAAGACAAGUCCCAGAGGCCUUUGUCCUUCAACCUCGACUUCGGAAUUUUCAAAGCAAAUAGCCGAGGCCCGGAUAAAAUCUGAACCACCACCAUCUCUAACAUGUGAUGACUAUGAUUCCCAGCUCUUUGAGUUUGAAACUGAGGAUGAGGUUUAUUCUGUUUGGCAAGACCCCUAUGACGACCAGAAAAAGCCAGUAGUAGCUUCAUCACACAGUGAAACUUCUGCCGAACUGCCAAUUUCUGAUCCCGCUGAUACUGAUAUGAAUAAUGAAUUCAAUGAAUGGGGUUAUGACACUGAUUACAUUUCAGAUGAUGUUCUAGAAAAAGCAGCUGAGGCUGCAGAGGAAAUGUUGACUGAUUCCAAACAGGGAAAUGGUCUUCAAAAAAAAAAUGAAAGCGUGGGUUCAGAAGGAAAUCUUUCUGUCAAGUGUGUCCAUUCCAGCUCAUUUUACAGAAAAGAUACCCCAGUGACUACAGCUAAACACGGGGAGAAAACCAAUAUAUAUAGCCCAAAGGAGGCAUCUCCAUUACCUUCCAAAGUCGUACAUGGCAAAAAAACAGAAGCUGUUGUUGCCCAAAAAGUGAAAUCCAAAUCUAAAGAACUGAAAAGAACUAAAAGCCCCUUGAAGUCAGGGGGGAAAAAUGUAAGACGUGAAAGUCUCAUCAGAACGUCACCUGCUGUAAUACCCCCGAAGAAAAUUCGCACUGGUCCAGAUCCAUCUUCCACAGUGGAAAAACUUGGCUUCAAAAAAGCACCACGCAAAGCUUUCGACUUGUCUCAGCGUUCACUGGAUAGUCUAGCAGAGCUUCGGAACCAUGGCAAAAUGGCAGGGGUUGUGGAGCCAAAGAGGACAAAAACCAAGCUUAUUUCCCCUCAAUCAUUGAUGGUUAAAUGUAACAAACAAAUGUUGGCUUGUCAAGAUCGGCAGUUUUACCUUCAGUCCAGACCAAAAAUCGAUGGAAAAAGAAAGCAGGCUGAAGCCUCUGAGGGCCGCAGUCGAAAACCUGAGAAUUCGUCACACAAAGUCGACAAAAAUGGGAAUUCGGGACAUUUCCAGGCCACCAGUAGCCAUGCUGAGGUUGGCUCAAGCACACCCAGAGAUGAUCGGAAGCUAAGCAAUAACAAAGAGUGUUUGGAAAUGAGCAGAACCUCUGCAAAUAUGUCUACCGCUCAAAAUGUGGAGGUGCCUCUGAGCUCUAAAGUGGAGAAUUCUAGCAGCCAUUUAUUGGAGCAAUCAGUGUUUUCUUUGUCCGGUGAUAAUGCCCCCACAGAUGACAAAGAGUCCAAUUAUGAUGAAGAUGAUAAUGAUUUGUUCUUAACGCAGAUGGAUCCAGUUGACAUGGAGAUAUGUUCACAAGUAGAAUAUGACAUUGCUAUUGGUGACCUUGAAAAGGGUGACACACCACAAAUUUCCAAUUUUUCGGGAUCAGAUGCUGAAAUGGCCAAAUUUGCUACAGGCAUUGGUACUGAGCUGCCCAAAAUGGAUGAUGGGUUGCCCAUGUGCAAAUACAGAGAUUGCCCAGAAAUGGUGAAGGAUGCUGGAGAUCACUGUCCUAAACACACACCCCCCGAGAAAGUUGAUGACCAUCUGUUUGCCAAACCAGGCUUGCCUCCGUCUCUUCAAAAACUUUCUAAACCUUCUACUACUAAAGUGUUUGUUUUAAGCAACACUUCUAGGACUGCCAGUCUCACAAAAGACAUUGAAAACCUCAGACAGCCACAAAAUGCUACCAAGGCUCCUAUACCAAAACUGCCCAAGCCACUGACUGCACAAAACAGGGCCUUGGAUGCAAAUAGUGUUUUAAAGCCUCUGAAUAAUCAAAGUAAUAUGCCUUCCAAGCCAAGUUACACAGCAGUACCGGAGGCCGGAAAGUCAAGUCCAUACACUUCCCAGAAACCUCUCCAACAGCGUGACCAAGGUUGGCUCAUGAGAGAGCUUCUCCGGUGGACGUUUGAAAUGUUCGACAAUGUAUCUCAGUUUGGACCCCCCAGUAACCUCAGCCAGCUACCUCUUGUGAAAGUUCCCCUCAAGUUUUCAAGUUAUGAAGAAUAUUUCAACGUUUAUUUCCCCUUAAUGCUGCUUAAUACUUUCGAAUCGCUGGCCCAGGAUUGGUCUGUGAAACAACAAGCCAUUAAUACUCAUAUGUGCAAGCUACACCUGCAGACCUUCUGCCCUGACGCUCAGGUGAAUCGGGGAGAGUUUCUGGCAUGGUUCCGCGAUACCGACCUGUGCGUGCAGCGGCACCCGAAAGAAGAUGAUUUGGUGUUUCUCUGCUUGCCUGAGUCGGGGGAGGAAGCUCAAUCCCAUGGUGCAAUGGUCUAUCACACGGGUUACGUAUCUCGCUUCAAUCGCUCACAGAAAACUGUGAACCAGGAGAAGGAGCAGUACACAUUGUGUGACCUGUGUAUCCAAACUAAGGGAAAUCUGUCUGCCUUCCGGAACCAGCAAGUGCGGUGCUUCGUGAUUGGCAGCUUGAUCACCACUCAGAGGCAGUUCAGGGCACUUCUUCAGCUGCAGAGAAAUCCGCUGUUUAGGCCGAUCAUAAUGCCCAAUCCUACAGACUUCUUUCCUAGAGAUAAUGUAGCAAGCGAGACCAGCUCAUUCCCUAGUUUAAAGGAAUAUAACAGUGAUCAGAAGUACGCAAUAGAGCGAGCCUAUGUUAUGGUGAAGCAACAACCGCGGCUGCCACGGAUCUGUUUGAUCCACGGGCCACCAGGAACUGGCAAAUCCAAGACCAUUGUGGGGCUCCUGUACAGAAUCCUCAUGGAGAAGGACAGCAGCAGCACCGUCCCGGUGCAGAACCUCAACGCCAAAAACAAGCGCAACAGAGUCCUCGUCUGCGCUCCUUCUAACGCCGCUCUCGAUGACCUUAUGAAAAAGAUCAUUCUGGAAUUCAAGGAAAAAUGCUACAAUAAGAAUAAUCCUUUAGGGAACUGUGGAGACAUAAAUCUAGUGCGCCUGGGAGCAGAGAAAACUAUUUCUAACGAUGUGGUCAAGUUUAGCCUGGACUGCCAAGUGAAUCACCGGAUCACCCGAGCUCAGCAGGACCAGGGGCUGCACAAGCAGAAAGAAAUGCUAGACAAAAAGCUGGAUGAGCUGAGCCGUCGGAGAGCUCUGGAAAAGUGCAACAAAAACACUCAGUGUGCGCCACUGGAUGAGGAAAUCGCCCGACUCUCGAAAGAAAGGCAGCUUCUCGCAAACUCUCUGAAAGAAGUGCGGAGGCGCCCUCAGGAACUACAGAGAACUAUCAUCUUAGAGUCUCACAUCAUCUGCUGCACCCUGAGCACCAGCGGGGGCAUCCUUCUUGAAUCAGCCUUCAGGCAGCUGGGACAAGAACCCUUUAGUUGCGUCAUCGUAGAUGAGGCCAGCCAGUCAUGUGAAGUAGAGACCCUCAUUCCUCUUCUCCAUCGAUGCUCUAAACUGGUCCUGGUUGGAGAUCCGGAGCAGCUCCCACCCACAGUGAUCUCUAUGAAAGCAGAGGAUCUUGGCUAUGGACAAUCCCUUAUGUCCCGCAUGUGCCGUUUUCUGGAAUCUACAGGUACAAAGUCUCCAGUGCUGCAGCUGACCAUGCAGUAUCGCAUGCACCCCGACAUCUGCCUCUUCCCAUCUCAUUACUUCUACAAGCGCAUGUUAAAAACAGACCGGGCGACUGAGGAAGUCCGGUGCUCCUCUGAUUGGCCUUUCCAGCCGUACAUGGUGUUUGACGUUGCUGAUGGAUAUGAAAGGAAAGAGCGAGAAUCAUUUUGCAACCCUCAGGAAAUCAAAGUGGCUGUGGCACUUAUCAAGCUUAUUAAAAGCAGGAAAAAAGACUUUUGUUUCCGCAACAUCGGGGUGAUCACCCCGUACCGGGCUCAGAAGAUGAGGAUCAUUGAGGAACUCAAGAGGGCUUUUGCCAAUGACAUCAAGCCAGGGGAAGUAGACACUGUGGACGGUUUUCAGGGUCGCCAGAAAGACUGCAUCAUUGUGACAUGUGUCCGUGCCAACUCUACCCAAGGCAGCAUCGGGUUCUUGGCCAGUCGACAGCGAUUGAAUGUAACGAUCACAAGAGCCAAAUUUAGCCUUUUUAUCUUAGGAAGCCUCCGAACCUUAAUGGAGAACAAAGACUGGAAUCACCUGAUCCAGGAUGCACAGAGAAGGGGCGCUCUGAUUAAAACCAAAGAGGAACACUACCAGAGGGAUGUCAACCGGAUCCUUAAGCUUAAACCUGUGGUGCAGAGAGCUCCAUUGAAUCCGAGCAGCCGACCAGAGGAGAAACAUAAGGACAAUGCUGCCACAUCUCCCCGUAUAGAGACUCCUGUGGAGAUCACCCAGCCCCCAAGAAAACCUCUCUGUCCCCCUUCACGACCUGUGAUCCACCCAGCUGUAGACUGUAGAAGGGAUUCUUUUAAAACCCGCAAUGCCCCCAGUGGGUCAACUGUCGGUACCCUACCCCAUGCUCAAAGGUCUAAGCUUCAAGACCCUAGGCUGGCACGACCCCCACCCACAUCGAACUCUGCCCAAAAUAGCACCCACAGCUCCCGUCCCUCUUCCUCAGUAGCAGGCAGCUCACACCCGGCACGUAGAGACUCACGCACUGUAAGCGAUGGCAGCAGGAGCAGUAACAGCUGGAACAGAGACUGGGACCGGGGUCGUAAAAGGACUUCUGAACUAGAACAGGAUCCCAAGAAAAGAAAGCUGUCUCGUUAGAACCGUUUUUAGGUUCCCUUUUUUAGUAGACAGCACAUUUCAGUUGUGGUAAACUACAGUGUUUAUAGCAGCAGGUUUUUUGUGUCAAACCACUGGGUCUGCAGGAACCCCUGACUUCAGCCAAUGGGAUUGUUGUACAAUAAAUGUAACAAAAAUGUAAA